Molecule: messenger RNA, 1318 nt
Organism: Dentiscutata heterogama
Lineage: Eukaryota; Fungi; Glomeromycota; Glomeromycetes; Diversisporales; Gigasporaceae
Source: the annotation of a GenBank genome assembly
AACUAUAGUAUUAUGAACACUAUUGCGUUAGAACAUAUUAUUGAAACUUUUUCUGAAGUUUAUAGUGAUAAUAAUAAUAGUAUCAUAAAUUUAGAAGCUUUUGCUAAAGUUUAUAUGAAUAAUAAUAUUGUGGAAUUAGUGCAUACUUUUGAAAAUUAUAUAGAUAAUAGUAUUUUGGAGCCAGAACAUACAUUUGCAACUUUUGCUAAAGCAUGUGCAACAAUAGAGCAAUAUGUUGCACAAACCAAGGCUGUUAUAAUUAUAAGUAAAAUGACAAAAAAUUCAGAUAAUAGUGACUAUCGACAAGCACUUUUUGCAUGUGAAAAGCAAGGAAAAUACUGCAGAACGAAUGAUGUAUAUAAAACAAACACUGUUGUGCGUAAGUUUGAUAAGGAUGAUCUUGGAUUAAUAGAAAGACUUCAUGAUAAUAGACUCAGAACAAAAGAUAUUUUUUCUAUAUUAGCUUCAGCAUAUCGUAGUGCAUUCUCUGAAUUCACAAUUGCAAGAAAUGUUUUAAUUGUUGAUGCAACGUACAAGAUGAAUAGAAUUUCUAUGCCAUUAGUAGUUAUUUGUAGCAUUGAUCGCUUUGGGUCUACAUAUCCAUUGGCAUUCGCACUUGUUUAUUUUGAGACAAAGAAUUAUUAUAGCUGGGUAAUGCAACAAUUGAACAAAGCAUUAACCAUGUUGACAGGUAAUGCACAGGUUGCGACAUUUAUAACAGAUCGUGAGAUAGCUCUAAUUAUAGCAAUUUCUGAAGAAUUUCCCCAAGCAAGACAUCAGUUAUGUACUUGGCACAUCUUCAAGAACAUUAGAAAUAAGCUUAAAAAGCUUGUUAAUAUUGAUGAAUUUAUUAAAGCUAUUCAGAAACUUACAUAUGAUGAUAGUCUAGAAACUCACCAUAUUGAACAAGAGAUUAUAGCAUUAUGGAGACAAUUUCUGGAAGCCAAAUCGUAUAUGUGUGAAAUCUGGAUGCUAUACAAAAAUAGUUGGCUUGCACCAUAUACAAAACAUAAUAUAAACCUUGAUCUAAAAUCAAGCCAGCGUGUAGAAAGUUUACACAGUAAGCUAAAAGGUAUUGAAAAUAGAAUUACUCCAAUUGACAGAAAGAUCACAAAAGCUUGCAUAUGUUACAUUUUUACAUCAAAACAUGUAAAUGAUGAUGCAAAUUCAGAAUUGGAAGAGUUACGGCUAGUGUAUUCACAAUUUGCAUUUGAAUUAUUUGUAAAGCAGCAAGGAGUUCUUGCAAAAUCAGGUGCUUAUAAGGUGUAUGAAAGUAGCAGCGGCACAUAUAAUGUAAUACAAACUGAUGAUAAAGCUA